Molecule: messenger RNA, 2823 nt
Organism: Oncorhynchus masou masou (cherry salmon)
Lineage: Eukaryota; Metazoa; Chordata; Actinopteri; Salmoniformes; Salmonidae
Product: tetraspanin-15-like
Exons: 8
Coding region: 89-988 (299 amino acids)
Cellular component (GO): plasma membrane
Source: RefSeq, a predicted model, not a curated record
UGCUGGCAGGUGGUGCUUUAACAGAGUUCCAGGUGUGUGGGACGAGAAACAGGAAGUUCAUCUUUCGAAAUCGAAAGAGGGAUCAAACAUGUCCAAUGAUGUCAGAUAUUGUGAGAAGUUCUCCUACGUCUUCCUAAAGUUCGCCCUCAUUGUAUAUUCCACUAUCUUCUGGCUGGUUGGGGGGUUCGUCCUAGCCAUCGGUAUCUAUGCGGAGGUGGAGCGACAGCGAUACAAAACCCUGCAGGGGGUGUUCCUGGCCCCCGCCAUCAUCCUCAUCGUCCUGGGGGUGGUGAUGUUCAUUGUUUCCUUCAUCGGUGUGUUAGCCUCCCUCAGGGACAACCUGCUGCUCCUCAAAGUGUUUCUCUACACCUUGACAGUCUGUCUUAUUCUGGAGCUCCUCGGUGGCAUCCUGGCUCUGGUUUUCAGGCAUCAGACAGUGGAUCUCUUAAACAAAAACAUUCGCAAAGGAAUGGUGAAUUACUACGAUGAUCUGGAUUUCAAAAACAUCAUGGACUUUGUUCAGAGAAAGUUCAAAUGUUGUGGAGGGCAGGAGUACAAAGACUGGGAAGUGAACAUGUACCAUAACUGUACAGCUCCUGGACCGCUGGCUUGUGGAGUGCCUUACACCUGCUGCCUCGAAAACAAGCCCAAUGAAGUUGCCAACACACUAUGUGGAUAUAAGGUCCUUGAAAAUGAGAGGCUGGCCUUGCAGAACGUCAUCUACAUCAGAGGUUGUACUGAUGCUGUCUUCAUCUGGCUCAUGGAUAACUAUAAGAUAAUGGCAGGCUUGCUGCUUGGCAUCUUAUUCCCCCAGUUCUUGGGCGUGAUCAUUAGCUGGCUCUACAUCACACGAGUGGAGGAUGCCAUUGCUGAGUAUGGUAACUACCAGGAUGGACUGCUGGACGCAGGGGACAGUGAUGGCUUCAGGGAACCCAAGAAGCAGAGCAGAAUGGCCAAAUGUUGCAGGUGCAUGCCAGAGAUCGACUGAGUGUGCCUCAUGUUAUCUAACUAGCCUAAAACACUGCUGUGCCUGCCUCAGCCUUCCAACACACUGGAGCUAUCAGCGCGAGUUUUACAACCACUGUUCAGAGACCUUUUUAGUGUGUGUUUUUGGUUCUAUUCAGGGAUUAUUUUUUUUCAGGGGCUCAUUUAUUAAGGUGUUAUUAGGAUGGAAGGGUAUACAUACCGGUAUGUGCGGGUGCUGUGUGAAAAAUAAAUGGCUUUUUAUUAUUAUUAUUAUUUUUCCUCAUUGGUGAAGUAUCAAUUUUAUAUAUAGAUUUACAGCAAAAACAUUUAACAUUUUCUGUAAUACUAAAUACAAAUAUGUAGCUCACUAGCCAGCCCCUCAUAGGAAUACUAAUAUUUCAAUCAUUAUUACCUCAGACUCCUGUAUUGAUGCCAAUUAAUUAAAUGGGACAUUUUUAGCUGUUCAAAGAGAUAUUUUCUAUGGUGAAUUUUAUGGAGGGUACCUACCUUGAUUUUUCAUAAUCAUUGGAGAUGUCAUGGGUUCAACACAUUUAAAGGAGUAGUUCAGGAUUUUGGUAAUGAGGCCUUCCAUCUACUUCCCCAGAGUCCGAUUAACUGGUGGAUACCAUUUGUAUGUACCUGCAUGCAGUUUUAAGGAAGUUAUUAAAUAGCAUUAGCACAAUUGUUAUCUAGCAUUAGCGCAAUGACUGGAUGCUAGCUGUUCGCAUAAACUUCCAGUCAUUGCGCUAACGCUAGUUAGCCUUGGCUCGCGAAACUACCUAGACUUCCAUGAGUUCAUCUGACUCUGGGGAAGUAAAUAAAGGGCCUCUGCUAAAAUAACGAACUAUCCCUUUAAUGGUUUAGGUGAGUAAAAAUCAAAUGAACUUACAGUAAGUUUAUGAUCAGUCAGACAAUGUGGCUUCAUUUGAGUUAAGAAUACCAACGUCGUUAAUGAUGUACAGCAUACACAUGGUCUAUUGCCCACAUUUUAUUAGGAUUUUGUACUGUUAAAUGGUUUAUGGCUUUGCUCAGUCAGUGACAUUUACCUGUUGUGGGAUCUGCUAGUGAGCCUCUUAAGCUCUUUGCAGAGCAGCAUCAUGUACUUGGUAUUCCUGCCAAUGAUUGUAUACAGUAUCAGUCAAAAGUUUGGACACCUACUCAUUCCAGGGUUUUUCUUUAUUUUUUUACUAUUUUCUACAUCGUAGAAUAAUAGUGAAGACAUCAACUAUGAAAUAACACAUGGAAUCAUGUAGUAACCAAAAAAGUGUUAAACAAAUCAAAAUAAUUUUUGGGGUUACUACAUGAUUCCACGUGUGUUAUUUCAUAGUUUUUUGAUGUCUUCACAAAACCCUCAAUGAGUAGGUGUGUCCAAACUUUUGACUGGUACUGUAUGUCUGUUAAAAGCAUGGUCGUAUGGGAUUGCAUGCCUAGUUUUAAAGGCUAACUGUUACCUACUUAUUCAGACCACAAGUGCAAUCCGCAGCCUGUUUCUAUGAAAAAGGACUAAAUGAGGUGGUUCUCCUGAGACAUACCGAUGAAUGACUCAAUCCAUCCACACCAAAUGGGAAGUUAAACAAAUGGUCAACUUAUUUUCAAACUAAUUUUUGACUCAAAUUACAUCAAAUGAAUGUCAGUCAAAACUAUUGAUUCUGUAUUUGUGACAAACUUUUAAGGUGCCAUCAGAUCUUUCAUUUUUUUAGAUCUUGCUUUAAAAUCUUCUUACUGUUAGUUGUGGUGGCGGUUAUAAAGUUGUCUUUUUAUAUGCUGUUUAUUUUUUUUUUGUGUGAGCUCACUGUAAUACUUUUGAACAUUAUAUAGCGAUCUGGUGAAUAAAUCAAUCAUAUUUACAGUCCUGUU